UCGGAGUACAGCGUGGCUCAGUUGCUAGGCAACGAGCUCCAGAAACAAUCGACCGCGGUGAUAUGGAGAUAGAAAUCCAACCGUAAACUUUAAAAACGAUAAAUGUUCAUAAAAAUGACGACUACGUUUAUGGCAGAGGGGCUCACGCCCCAUCUCAAUGAUCAAAUCACUCAGCUACAGCGAAAAAAUCAACUUCUGGAGGGAGACAAAAACGCGUAUUUAGAAAGCUCUCAAACUGCAAUCAAGACGACUAGAGACACCGUCAUACAGCUCAGACAGGAAAAUAAAGAUCUGCACAAGAAGCUGGCAAAGUCCCUUGCUGGAGAUGAACAGGUUAUCAGAGAGGCCUUUCAGAGCUAUGGGGUGGAGAGAGCCGCUUUCUCAAACAUGUCCGGAAAGGCCGCUCAGACGGUGCUGGAUCAGAAGGUAUGUGAUAAAAUGAAGAAGCUCAACGCUCUGAAACACACCACUCAGACACACCGACGCCAUUUAGACAAACUGAAGCUACAGAAUCAAAACUUGAUGCCAGCCAGCAGCGGCUCUCAGCCCCAUGUCCAGAAACCAGAAGAGGAGGACAAGAAAGAAGGGGACUCCGCCGAUCAAUUUCCCCAAAAGACAUUACGCAUACUGGAAAACCGUUUGGAGAAAGCUCAACUGAAAUGCCAUGAAGCGGAGCACAUCAUGCGGGGAUACCACAAACUGAAAGAGCACCUGCAGGAGGAGAGUCUGACAUUUCAUUCUCAGCUGGACCAGCUGGAGGCAGAUAUCCAGCAACAAACACAAGAACUCAAAGAACUGAAGGUCAUGAACAGUGACCCUCAGCUUUCUAGAGAGUCUGCUAAGGCUGAGCUCCAGCUUCAGGAGGAGCAGGUGUACAGAGAGCGCAGAGAGAGAGAGAAAAUCCUUUCCCACUAUAAGAGGCAGGCGGAGGAGAUGAAGGCUCACGCAGAAAGGAUGGAGAGAAGACCCCAGCGGGCACCCAUGCACCCUGAUGAGAUGGGCAGCGAGGCCCAGCGCAGUGCCACUGGAGUCGGGGAGGAAGAGGAAACCAUGUCUGAGUUCGAGGAAGCUUACCAGCGCAUCAAAGAUGCCAUCGGGGUCACCGACACACAGGAAAUAGUGCACAGAUUUAUCUCUCAGGAAGAAAGUCAGAAACAUCUGGAGAACAUGAAGGCAGAAAAUGAGAGAACUCUUGUUCAGCUCAACGAAGAGAAAAAUGAGCUGCAGAAACACUUUCAGGAUAUGAAAUACUCAGGAGAAAGUAAACUCUCAAGUGAGCAGCAGGUGCUGGAGGAAUGUGAGCGUCAUCUUCAGGACGAGCAGAAGCAUCUGGAUGCGGCUAAAGAUCGUCUGGAGUGGCUCACGCGUACACUCGGCUCCGUCAGGGCUGGAGUUCAGCAUCUCGCCGACAAACUGCAGCAUAUGCCGCUGGACCCGGGACCCCAACUGACCCCAGACUCAGAAGAAUAUGUGCUGCAACUGCUGUCUGACGGCGAACAAAAAAUGAUGCUGCUAAAGGAGGAUCUGCAGGGAAAAGAUCUGGCAACCGUCAUGAAAGAGAUGGAAGAAAAUGAGUUUCAAGCCAGUAUGGAAGAGAAACUGCCCCAGCAAAACACACGGAUUCAGUUGCCCGAGGCUCAGAAACUGGACCUCUUUGAUGAUGAGAAGGAAAGAGGCGAGGACGAGGGUGAUGUCAUCACGCGUGCCACCCUGAAGCACCAGUCGCAGCUGAUACUCGACGCAAAGACCAAGAGGAGGACACGUGUUAAAAAGAGCAAGGACAAAAGAUAACAUCUGAGAUAACGUCUCAGCAAAAAAUCUGAAAAAUGUUGUGAGGAAAAUCAAGAACCUGUGUGCUCCAAAUGCACAGUAGCUCUCAGUACAUUCCUACUGUUGAUUUAAUUCAUGAUUUAUUAUCAACACAAAUGCAAAAUAGUCUGACAUCCUUUAAUUCUCAGAUCUCAAAUGUUUUGUCAUAACAGAUGACAAUUAUCUUUGUUAAAAAACAAUUUCCUUAGAACUGUUUCAUAACAAAACAUUUCUUUAAGAUCGAAUGAUUAUUAUCAUUCAUGUUUUUUCAGCAUAUUAAGCGGAACAGCAUUCUGAUGAUAUAUUUACCCUGUCUGACCUUGUUAUAGAACACUUCAGAUGCACUGAUGCAUGUACAGUACACCAGGGCUGACUGUGUGUGUAUUUCA
Molecule: messenger RNA, 2198 nt
Organism: Triplophysa rosa
Lineage: Eukaryota; Metazoa; Chordata; Actinopteri; Cypriniformes; Nemacheilidae
Gene: odad3
Product: outer dynein arm docking complex subunit 3
Exons: 14
Coding region: 103-1791 (562 amino acids)
Biological process (GO): outer dynein arm assembly; cilium movement
Cellular component (GO): cilium
Source: RefSeq, a predicted model, not a curated record